Acaulospora colombiana is the source of this 130-nucleotide messenger RNA. Lineage: Eukaryota; Fungi; Glomeromycota; Glomeromycetes; Diversisporales; Acaulosporaceae. The record is from the annotation of a GenBank genome assembly.
UGCAAUGCCAGCAACACCACCCACUCUUGAUGAGUCAGUCAAAAACGCCGAUACUUUAGAUGUCAAUGCUUUAAUAUCCGACAUAAGAAAACAAGUAGAGUCACAAAGUAGACCGAACAAACGACCCUGA